AAUUUGGUGGAUGGUGAAAGGAAUCAUUAAAAAAACAUUUCAACUUCAAAGAGAAAUAGAAUCCUUACCUGCGGUGAAGAUUUAGUUAUAUAUGUGUAUGCAAAAGAAUAUAAAGGUAACUGAUAAAUAUAUAAAUAUUCUGUUAAUUAACAUUAAAGAUAUUUUUUGUUUAAAAUAACACAUGAAAGAUAAAAUUCUUAAAUAAAAUUAAGUAAAAAUAAAAUAAGCUUGGACAUUAGUGAUUUUUUUUGCAAAUUGUCUUUCUAUGUAAAACCUUCGUAUAACCCGUGGAAUCUUGCACGUGAGUUUUAUAUUGAUAAACUCUGUAAGUAGUACAUAGUGUGAAUACAUUUAUGUAAAGUUUGGCUGAGAAACUCUAUACACGUGCCACGUCAGCAUACUUAUUCUCAAAUCAUUAUCACUGUAAAGCUACCACGCGGCGAAAAUAGUGUGAACACAUUAAUUUCAAAUGUUUAUCUUUUAAUAUAUAAGGGAUUUAAAUUAUUUAGUUGGGAUAUGAAUAUAUUUGAAGAAGAUCUUCACCAUUAAUAUGUACUUAUCACUAAGGGAUAAGAGCAUAUAUCCUACGACUUUAUCUAAAUCAAUAAAAUCAAAUUGGGACUUGGAUAUCAAGUUUUCUCCUUGGCCUAGGUCAAAAAGCUAGAAACUUGAAAAAAAGGUAAUAUGGAUCCGAUGGAAUCUGAAUUGCACAAUGGCUUUGCGACCUCUGACGAUAACUCCGCCUACGACGACCAUGGAUGGAAGGAAGUGGUGGAGUACAAUGGCUUUCAGACAUCUGACGCUAACCAUCACGAGUACAAUGAAUGGAAGGAAGUCGUGUACACUAAGCGCAACCAGAAGCAAAACCCGGAGGAUAAGGAGGCGAACGGUGACGUUUCCGACAAUAUUGUUCCUGACGGAAGCAAGAAAGCUGAGGAUCAAAGACAAGCGGCCAAGUUGGUUGUUGCUGAUGUGGAGGAAGAACAGAAUGGUUCCCGUGCCGCUAGGGAUGAGAACGUGAAGGCUGGGGAAAUUAAAAAGCCGAAACCUAGGAGGAAGAAGAAGAAGAAUACAAAAGUGUCGCUGUCCGAAGCUGCGGCAAAGAUCGAUCCUUCACAUCUUUCGGAGUUCCUUGUAAAACAAGCAUUGGAACCUGGUACGAGUCAGCUAGUGGAAUUUCUCGAGUACUUCGAGACAGCAUUUUCCCAAGUAUCAGCUGUUCAGUUUCCAUGGAUGGAGAUGUUCAAUAACAAUUGUCCUUUGUCCACAGUGAUCGAUGUUCCAUUAUCUUAUAUUCCUGAACCUGUCUACAACGCAUCAGCCGAUUGGAUAGACCAGCUUCCAGACAUUAAAGUCUCUAACUUUGUGAAGUGGGCCUCUAAGAACAUUCGCACUGAUUUGGCAGAAGAAGAAGAAGUCAUCAUAGACUGUGAGAAGGAUGAGUUCCAUGAAAAGGUGGCGUUAUACGUUGCAUUAGCAAUGGUGUUACGUAGGAAACCUCAUUCUUUGACUGGUUUAUUGCCUGCUAUGUGGACGGAUAUUUCGGCUAAGUAUCGAAAACUAGACGAAGUUCCAUUUACAGUUUGGAUGAUGGCUCAGGCCUCCCAAGGUGAUUUAUAUGUAGGCUUGCAUUCAUGGGCGCAUAUCUUGUUACCACUAGUGGCUGAUAAGAAGUGCAACUCUCAGUCCAGGGAUUACAUUCUGCAACUGGUUGAGAACAGUUUGUCGAAUCCAGAGGCUAGUACCAUACUUGUGAAUGGGACUCUUAGUGAGGGAAAGCGACUGAUUCCACCUCAUGUAUUUGAGGGCUUGCUUCGACUUACAUUCCCUGCUUCAUCCGCAAGAGUAAAGGAUACAGAGAGGUUUGAGUCAAUCUAUCCCUUGUUGAAAGAAGUGACUCUUGCCGGUGCGCCAGGAAGCGAGACAAUGAAACAGAUAUUCACUUCUACUCUGAAGUUAGCCGGAGAAGGAAAUGCUAUUUUAGCCAAUGAAGCUACAUCAAUCGCUAUCUGGUUGGUGGCCGAAGACCCUGAUUGCUUCAACCUCUGGGACAGUAUCUAUAAUGAGGAGAAUCUUGAAGCUAGUGUUGCUCUUCUUAAGAAGCUUGUAGACGAAUGGAAGGAUCAUUCCCUCAAAUUAUCAUCAUCACCAGGUGAUAUCCUCACUCUCAAACGAACUAUCAAGAGCUUGAGGAAAAAGAAUGAAAAAGCCAUCACUGAAGGAAGAGCCAAUGCUUCUCUUUACAUAGAAGCUGACAAGUCAUGCAAAGUGAUCUCGGGUAGACUCUCCCGUGGAUGUGGCUGCCUCAUAUGUACAGCCAUUACUGCUGUGCUUCUAGCUGCUGCUGCGAUAACAACUGGUUCGUUUUUAUGAUCAGAAAAGUUGAGAUUUGAGAGACUAAAAAUAGCUCGCAAGUUUGUACAUAUUUGUUCUUUUCAGACCUUUUUAAUAAGAAUUCUUUCUAGACUUGUUUAAUUUAUGUCCAGAUAAAUUAUUUCUUCUUUUCUUUUAUAGUGAGUGACAUGAAAUUUAUUUUCUCUAUUAUAUGCUUUGAGUUUGGAAAUCAAAGUUUUGUCAGGAAGGAAGGUAACAAUAAGUAUUUCCAACUCUUAUCUAUAAAAUGCGUAUCUACAAAUCUGUUCUUUCAAUGGCUUAUAUUUAUGAAAUUAUUUGUCUUACUUUUGCAUCCGAAGAAGUACAGAAACAUAGAGGGAAGAAGAUAAAGGACAAACAAAAGAGCUUUCUCUGCAACAAACUUAGAACAAGAGCAGAACCGUAAAGAAUCUGAAAACAAGUGGUAUGUUUAAUUCUUCUCUUAUGUUACUUUUUAAAUAUCUUUAUUUUGUUUUUGUAGCUUUGAAGAAAUCA
Brassica napus (rape) is the source of this 2868-nucleotide messenger RNA. RefSeq lists its product as uncharacterized. The record is from RefSeq and is a predicted model, not a curated record. Lineage: Eukaryota; Viridiplantae; Streptophyta; Magnoliopsida; Brassicales; Brassicaceae. The transcript has 6 exons. Gene Ontology annotation, cellular component: Golgi apparatus; endoplasmic reticulum. Bases 685 to 2373 code for a protein of 562 amino acids.